Messenger RNA from Clarias gariepinus (North African catfish), 6689 nucleotides. It is a transcript of the gene scap, whose product is annotated as SREBF chaperone. Lineage: Eukaryota; Metazoa; Chordata; Actinopteri; Siluriformes; Clariidae. Gene Ontology annotation, molecular function: sterol binding; protein binding. Gene Ontology annotation, cellular component: endoplasmic reticulum membrane; Golgi membrane. The transcript is spliced from 23 exons. Bases 240 to 3926 code for a protein of 1228 amino acids. The record is from RefSeq and is a predicted model, not a curated record. Gene Ontology annotation, biological process: SREBP signaling pathway.
UCACACACACACACACACAGGACUCCCAUGAAUCUGUCAAAAUUAGUGCAUAUAUCCUACUCUGGGUUUCCUGUUUAAUUUAAUGACAUUUCGCGCACAGAUCAGCCGGACUGUGAAAUAAAUCUCUUAUAAACAACCAGGCGGAUCUUUUUCGGGUGCCCGGAUGAACUCUGGUGCUGCCCAGUCGGAAGAGACGAGCUCGAUGGCUGCCAGCUGACCUUUGACCCCUGACUGUCAGGAUGAUGUCGGUCAGAGAGCGGCUCCGGCAGAACAUCUCAGCCGCCUUCUACCGGCACGGCCUGCUCUGCGCGUCCUACCCCGUACCCAUCAUCCUCUUCACCUCCGCCAGCAUCCUGGCCUGCUGUUAUCCAUUGUUGAAGUUGCCCCUGCCUGGGACCGGUCCUGUGGAGUUCACCACCGGGGUGAAGGACUACUCUGUCCCACACCACGACCCUCAGGGAGACCCGGGCGAGCGUCCUGAUUGGUAUCACGGCGCUCCGGUCGCGUACAUCCAGCAGGUGUUGGUGAAGGCGGCCGUGUCUCCGUGGGACAGCAGCCUGGUGCCCGUGGACGUCUUCCGCUCGCCGCUCGGACGCGUCUUCAACCUCCUGGAGGAGAUCCGAGACCAUGUCUACGCCGACAAAGGUUUGGAGACGCUGUGUCUCCAGGUGACGGAUCUGUUGCCGGGGUUACGCCGCAUGCAGUCUGUGCUUCCUGAACAUGGCUGCCUGCUGGUUUCCCCCGGCAACUACUGGCAAAACCGCCGGGACGUGUUCGACUCGGACCCGGACAUCCUGAAGACCGUACAACAGCACGAACCCAAAGGGCUGCACACGUCCGCUACGCUGAAAGACCUGCUGUUCGGGGUCCCGGGGAAGAGCACAGGCGUGAGUCUGUACAGUAAAAAGCGAGUUGUCACCUACACCAUCACCAUCGCCUUCAGCACUUACGACUCCAGGUUUGUAGGCAGCCUGCGCGCCCGUCUGAAGCAGCUCCACCCCUCGGUGAACUGCAGCCUGCGUGAGGAUCACAUGGUGCACGUCCACUUCAAAGAGGAGAUCGGAAUCGCGGAGCUCAUCCCCCUCGUCACCACCUACAUCAUCCUCUUCGCCUACAUCUACUUCUCCACCAGGAAGAUCGACAUGGUGAAGUCUAAGUGGGGUUUGGCCCUGGCUGCCGUGGUAACCGUGCUCAGCUCUCUGCUCAUGUCUGUAGGACUCUGCACUCUGUUUGGCCUCACGCCCACACUCAACGGAGGGGAGAUCUUUCCUUACCUUGUGGUCGUGAUCGGGAUCGAGAACGUUCUGGUCCUCACCAAGUCUGUAGUGUCGACCCCUGUGGACCUGGAGGUCAAACUACGCAUUGCACAAGGUCUCAGCAGUGAGAGCUGGUCCAUCAUGAAGAACAUGGCGACUGAGCUGGUCAUCAUCCUGAUUGGAUACUUCACCUUAGUUCCUGCUAUUCAGGAAUUCUGUCUGUUUGCCGUGGUGGGUCUCGUCUCUGAUUUUUUCCUGCAGAUGUUCUUCUUCACCACCGUACUCUCCAUCGACAUCCGCCGCAUGGAGCUGGCUGAUCUGAAUAGGCGGCUCCCAGCCGAGGCGGGGAUGCCCCCUCCCAAACCUGGCCCCUUACGCCACAGAGAAGCCCCGCCCCCUCCCCGUCCCUCCCCACACACCAUCACGCUUCAGGCCCCGGCGUUUAGGAACCUGCGCUUACCCAAGAGGCUCCGCGUCAUCUACUUCCUGGCGCGAACCCGUCUGGCGCAACGCAUCAUCAUGGUCGGGACGGUGAUCUGGAUCGGGAUCCUGGUGUACACCGACCCUGCCGGCCUAAGGACGUACCUCACUGCUCAGGUGUCCGAACAGAGCCCUUUGGGAGAGGCGGGGCUUCCUCCUCAUCUGGGCGUGGCACCCGUGUUCCCAGGCGGAGACCCGACCAGCACCCUCAGCGUACUUUCUGCCCCAGAUCCCACCCCCGUACCCGAGAACCAAUCACAGGAAGUGGCUGCCCCUGGCCCCGCCCCUUUGGUCAGCCCUCAGAUUACGUGGGGUUCAGAGGACGAGGAGGUGUGGAGGCGACUCUCGUUCCGUUACUGGCCCUCGCUAUUUGGUUACUAUAAUAUCACUCUGGCUAAGAGGUAUAUCAGCAUCCUGCCCGUCAUCCCCGUCACGCUACACCUGAGUCCUCAGGAAGCCGCCGAGAUGCGACACCCUCAGGAUACCCAGCAUGCACCGCGGGUCAGCGCCAGAACCACGCAGCUCCAGACCGACCUCACUCUGUACAAGGUCGCAGCUCUGGGCCUCUUCGCCGGGGUUCUCCUGGUUCUCCUGCUCUUCUGUCUCUAUCGCGUCCUGUGUCCUCGUAACUAUGGGCAGAAUGGAGUCCAACAUGGCCGCCGUCGCCGUGGAGACCUGCCCUGUGAUGAGUACGGGUACUCUCCUCCGGUCAGCGAGAUCUCACCGCUGCUGCUGAGAGGCCAUAGCAUGGACAUCGAGUGUUUAGCGAGUGACGGUAUGCUGCUGGCCAGCUGCUGUUUAGCAGGACAGAUUCGCGUGUGGGACGCACAGACCGGGGACUGUCUCACUGUCAUACCUAAUAACGGUUUAAGGCGGAGCAGCAGUAGCGGAUGCUGGGAUCAGCGCGACGCUUGGGAUCCUUACGAGCCCGACUCCUCCCCCAGGGCGGAGUCCUGCGCCGCGUCCACACCCGACAGCGAGCACGCCGUGCGCCGGCGGCCGACCCGCCCCACCCUGUUCGUGGACCAGCCGGACCUCACGGCGCUCAUCGACACCAACUUUAGCGACCUGCCCGCGUCACACACGCCCUCGGACUGCGGCUUCGACUUCGGCGGCCUAGUGGAGAAGGCGUACAAGGAGCACGAGGUCACGCCGCCGCCGCCUACCAUGCCCACGCCGCUUCCCCCGACCCCUCCCACUCCACCCGCCCCGCCCGUUGAAAGACCGAGCCUGGCAUCGGGAGACUGGGAGAGUUCGGUGUGGUCCAUGGAGCUGAGGGGGAACCUGAUCGCUGCAGGGAGGAGCAACGGCAAACUGGAGUUGUGGGACGCGGUAGAGGGACAGCUGCGGUGCUGCAACGAAGACGUACCGACAGGAAUCACUGCCCUCGCUUUCCUUAACAAUAGGAUUGUUGCGGCUCGUCUGGACGGUUCUCUUGAUUUUUUCACAGUGGACAUCAACAAACCACUUGGUUUACUGCAGCACCGAGGCCCCCCUGGUCGCACCAGUCUGCCCCCGUCUCCCUGUUACAGCAGCGAAGAUGCGAUCACCUGCCAGCUCACACGCUCGGUUCAGUGCGCUCACCAGAAACCCAUCACUGUGCUCAAAGCUGCAGCGGGUCGAGUCGUCACGGGCAGCCAGGACCACACCGUCAGAGUGUAUCGUCUGGAGGAUUCCUGCUGCCUCUUCACGCUGCAGGGUCACUCAGGUGGCAUCACCGCCAUUUAUAUAGACCAGACGAUGGUCCUGGCCAGCGGGGGGCAGGACGGUACCAUCUGCUUGUGGGACGUCCUCACGGGAAGCCGCGUGAGCCAUGUGUACGGUCACCGCGGCGAUGUGACCUCGCUAGUUUGCACUACUUCCUGUGUGAUCAGCAGCGGGUUGGACGAUCUCAUCUGCAUCUGGGACCGGAGCACCGGCAUCAAGCUCUACUCCAUACAGCAGGAAGUGGGCUGCGGCGCCAGUCUGGCGGUGAUCUCCGAGAGUCUGCUGGUGACCGGCGGUAACGGCUGCGUGUCGUUCUGGGACCUGAACUACGGCGACCUGCUGCAGACGGUGUACCUGGGUCAGAACAGCGAGGGGCAGCACGUCCGCCAGCUCCUCGUGCUCGAAAACGCCGCCAUCGUGUGUGACUUCGGCAGCGAACUCAGCCUCGUCUACGUGCCCUCCGUCCUGGAGAAGCUGGACUGAACAGAUACAGACGCACAAGCGCACACACACAUGGAGACACAGAGACAUUUAUGAGAUGUGUGUGUGUGUGUGAUGUGAUGGACUGUUGACCCGGAUCCACUCGCCGGUUCUGUAUCGUCUCACUACAGAUUAUUUUCCUGUUUCUUUCAGGAAUCAAUGAUUUGAACAAACAUUUUAUGUGUGUGUGUGUCAGAGAAUGUGAAUUUAUUUUUUAUUUUUUUGGAAAAAACAUGCCAGUAGUGGGACGGAAACGGGGCAUGAAUUGUGUGUGUGUGUGUGUGUGUCAAAGCUCCUGCUGUAUUUUUUUUUUUUUUAAUUUUAUUUAUUUUUUUUUCUAAUGGAAGAAGGUUUUUUUUUUCCUUUUAUAUAUAUUUUGCUAGAAAAAGUCUCAAAAUAUUAAAUCACAAUGUUUUUUUACUCGCGGAGCGAACGGGACGCUGCGCAUUGCUGCCUAAAGAAAGGUGUGUGUGUGCGUGUGUGUGCGUGCAUGUGUGUAAGGGCAAGUUUUUUUGGUGGGGGCGAAGAGAAGGUCGAAGUUUACAUGGAGAAUAACUGCUGGUGUGUGUGUGUGUGUGUGAGAGGCGGAACAGUUUAUAAGACUUACUGUAAUCUGUAAAGGAGGUGUGUCGAACGAGAGUGUGUGUCGAACGAGAGUGUGUGUCGAACGAGAGUGUGUGUCGAACGAGAGUGUGUGUCGAACGAGAGUGUGUGUCGAACGAGAGUGUGUGUCGAACGAGAGUGUGUGUCGAACGAGAGUGUGUGUCGAACGAGAGUGUGUGUCGAACGAGAGUGUGUGUCGAACGAGAGUGUGUGUCGAACGAGAGUGUGUGUCGAACGAGAGUGUGUGUCGAACGAGAGUGUGUGUCGAACGAGAGUGUGUGUGGUGGGAGACGCGUCAUUUUUUUUAAUAUUUAAAAAGAAAAGACGAAAACUAUCCAUUAUUUAUUAGUGAUGAAUUCUAACGGUUUGUACAGACGUGCCGCGUCUCUUCUCUUACUGUAAUGUGUGAAAAGCGCUGAUUAAUUUAAUUUAAAACUUUUAAUUAUAUCAUAGUCUUCAUCUGGACACAGAGGCUGUGCUUUAUUUCACUGGAUACGUGUGUGUGUGUGUUUGCUUUCUGAUGCUUUAAUUUUUUCUACAAUCUGAAAGCUUGGACUCGUAACCUUUUGCUCGUGGACUCGUAACCUCUGAUAGACACGUGACAUUACACAACAUACAAGGUGAAGAAGAACACGUGCUGGUAGUCAGUUGCACAAUACGUCACGUGAUCCGAUCUCACGUGACCUGUACGGUCUGUACGAGACGCAUGAAGCUGCCCCUCUCAGCACAGCCCAGGUCUGAUCACGUCAAGUCCCGCCCUGUCGUAUAAGAACAGCUUAGACGCGUCUCAUAACGAUUUUUAGUUUUAGAUCGUCACAUGUGAUUGAUUCACGUUAAUCCUUUUUUUGCUCAGAGGUGAGCACUUAUGAGGACGCAAGGGAGGAAGGGAGCAAAGGUUAGUGCCGAGCCCAGGAGACAGAUGUUUGUUCUCUUCCAUCCUGAUGGGUAGGACACGGUAGCAUGAGGACGUACUGAUCAAGAUUAAAAGUCAAACCGUCAUUAUUCCGCUCGCUGCCUGACAAAGAGAAAGACGGCUCGACUUGAUCAGAGUCUGUUCGUUUCUUAACGUGUACAUUUAAGGCCUUGACUACUGUAAUAUCCUUUUACAUUAAUGUAUUAAUAUAAUUAAAAUAUUAUAGUUACAAUUGGAUGUUAAGUCGUUAGCCACUGGCUGGCUUAGAAGCUGAUGCGACAUUUUAUGGGGGGCUAAAAAUAGCAGAAAAUCACAGAAAACAAAAAAACAAACAGCCCAGUAGGGAGGGGAUUCACUAGGGAUCACCUGAUACACAAUAACACGAUACCUCGGUGCAGACUCGAUCCGUAUUGUACAGUGGCCGAGAAGUGAAAUUACAAAACUGGAAACAAAAUCAGAAAACUAAAUGACAGAACCGAAAAAAAUAUAUAAAAAAUGACAAAACCGGAAACAAAAUGACAAAUCAGAAAAUAAAAUAAAUCAGAAGAAAUUAGACAAACCGGAACCGGUAGGUACAGUGUAGUUUGUGAAUAAUUCUUACCGCUGAUUGGAUGAGACAUCCAUCACUCAAUGUUACUGAAUAAAAUAUUUUUUUCACCCCAUCUCUUCACAUCCUUAUACAUAAAUGUCUUUGUGUUGUCCAUGUUUUAUUUUUCUUUUUUUUGAUUUUUUAGUGUCAUUCUUAAAUUUCGACCAAAUUGUAAUUACAAUCGUUAAUUAAUUAUUAUAGUUUUUUUUUUUUUUUUUGUUAGACCUGACUCUGCAACAUGCACUGCACUCACCUUUUUUACGCUUAGUAGAAACGCACAAAAUAACGCAGGUGUGUUAAAUUAUUAACAAUAUGAAUGUAAAUAUUAAGGCUGUUUUGUUGCAUGGACAGAUUUCGGUGUGUGUGUGCGUGUGUGUGCAGUUAGUUUCCACAGUUUUGUAGUUUGUUGGUGAAAAAUGUGAAUGUUUUCUAUCCAUGUUUCUUUCUGUGUUUGUGUGUGAGUGUGAAAGAGAAAGUUGAGAAUGACAGUAAAGAAGAUCCUGGGGUUUAUUACAUGUGGUGAGGUGUUUCAAAUAUAUGAGAGAUGGGGUGUUUUAAAGUGUGUGUGUGUGUGUAUGCAUAUGCCAGUAAGAGCAGGGUAAGACAGCUUUCACCCUGUAAAGUUUUUAAAUUUUUUGGAAGCUUUGCUAUGACCAAAAAA